Aspergillus candidus is the source of this 622-nucleotide messenger RNA. RefSeq lists its product as uncharacterized. Bases 137 to 409 code for a protein of 90 amino acids. Lineage: Eukaryota; Fungi; Ascomycota; Eurotiomycetes; Eurotiales; Aspergillaceae. The transcript has a single exon. The record is from RefSeq and is a predicted model, not a curated record.
AUCCCAUCCAAUCCAACAGACUUGACCUCAUCUCAAGAUAACAACCACCUCCAUAAAUCCACACUACAUCAAAUUUCCAAACACCAACAAACCACAUACCAAUCCUCCAUCCAUCCUCAAAACCAACCAAACCACCAUGUCCUCCUCCUUCUCCAACACCAACAUGAACAACACCUCCAACCCCACCUCCUGCGGCGCCUCAGACGCCAGCUCCAUCUUCUCCUUCAAAGGCCCCAACAGCGACCUCAAGUCCAAGUCCAAGAAGCACUGGUUCUCGCGCAGCAGCAGCAGCAGCGUCAGCAGCAAGAGCAAGGGCAAUUUGUCGCAGUCCUCGCCGUCCGCGAUGCGCUCCACGGAGAAGAUGGCGCUGCAUAAUGAGGCGAUUGCUACUUAUAUGAGCUAUCGGUAGAUGGGUUAUUCUAUGGUAGCAUAUACUAUGGCGAACUGAGUGCGUUCGAUUGGCUGUGACAUCUUGUUAUGUGCACGGGGUUUAUAUGAGUUCUAAUGUGGAGUUUGGUUGCUUUGAUGGAUGUGGGUUUACUUGUAUUUAGAUUGUUUAACUCGCUAUAUUUAAUGGUUUAUUCAAGAUAUACUAUGCUCGGAAUACUGAUUGCUAGCUUCA